Messenger RNA from Paramuricea clavata, 465 nucleotides. The record is from the annotation of a GenBank genome assembly. NCBI's taxonomy places the organism in Eukaryota, Metazoa, Cnidaria, Anthozoa, Malacalcyonacea, Plexauridae.
AUGGCUUCAAUCUCAGCAAAUCCAUGUUUUUGCUCUGAACAUGGUCUAAAACGUUUUACCAGCAAGAAAGGACGUGGUUUUGUUAAAUGUGGCAAAGGAACGUGUACUUUAUUUUCGCCCGAAGAGGAUUACAAAGAAUUACUAGCAGCUUACGAAACGAAAGUAGUUCAAAAGUUUAAGCCAAACAAGUUUCCUCUUUGUGACUGUGAGGAAACCACGCGUCUCUGGGUGUCACACUCAGAAAAGAAUCCUGGUCGACCGUACUUCCGUUGUCAAGACGUCGACGAAGAAGACAAAUGCACGUUUUUCCAGUGGGCAGAUGAUCUGACCAAGAAGAAGAAGAAAAAGAAGAAGACAUCCAACAAUGAUUCAUCUUUUAAAGAGAGGGAAACAAGAAAUCUACGCAAACGAAUAAGGGUUCCAGACUCUUCCGAUGAAGAAACAAUGAACAAUAGUCAAAAUUAA